AUGCUGAAAGCUGCAGAUGAUUCUGUUAUGGAGCAGGAGGACUCUACUUCCCAACAUAAAGAAAUGGCGAGUUGGGAUAUCAAUGACAUCAAACUUCCUCAGCAUGUGAGCCACACAGACUGGUUUCAAGAAUGGCCAGAUUCCUAUGUAAAACAUAUCUAUAGCUCAGAGGAUAAAAAUGCUCAGAGGCACCACAGCAGCUGGGCAAUGAGAAACACCAACAACCACAACUCUCGCAUCUUAAAAAAGUCCUGCCUCGGGGUGGUGGUUUGUGGUAAUGACUGCUCUACCUUGGAUGGGAGGAAGAUCUACCUAAGACCAGCCAUAUGUGAUAAAGCCAGGCAAAAACAACAGCGGAAAUGCUGCCCAAACUGCAAUGGACCUCUGCGACUCCUUUCCUGCCGAGGCCAUGGUGGUUACCCAGUUACCAACUUUUGGAGGCAUGAAGGCCAAUUCAUAUUUUUCCAGUCCAAAGGAGCUCAUGACCACCCACGUCCAGAAACAAAACUAGAAGCAGAAGCAAGAAGAUCAAUGCAAAAAGCAAAGACAGCUUUUUCUCCAUCUUCUCUAAGACUAAAAAGAAUCCAGGAGAUUGAGUCUCUGACAGGUGCAGUGCCGACACAGGAGCCUUUGCUUCUUUCCAAGCCGGAUGCUCACAUGCCACAUGCCAGUUUCAGGGGACAUUUGAGAAAAAGCUCCCAGGAGCCAAUGCUGAGCAGCUGCUCUGGGCAGCUUUCAUACCCAAGGACAUCUGGGGAGGAUGGGGCCUCCAGAGAGGCGCCAACCUGGAGCCGAAGCCUGUCCCUCAAGAGGACCCCCGGAGCCGAGAGGCUGUGCAGUGUCCCUGCUGUGCCCAGCACAGCCCCUCCUCCCCAGCAGUGCACCCACCUCAGCACCCAGCACGUCCUGCCCCUCACAAAGGGUGCCCAUCACCCCUUCAGGUCCGACGUGGGCCCUUUGGGAGAUGGAUCCUGUGGGGAGAAAUCCCCACUGACCUACAGUGGCAGCUGCCUCUCUCUGCCUCCUUACCCCGCGCCUCAGAGAGGGCCAUGCCCCGUGGCGAGUGGGGCACAGCCUCACCGACAGCUCCCGCUGCCUCCAAGGGGAAGCGGAGGAGACAGAGGUGGUGGAGGGCACCAAGUCUGUCUCAAUUACUGCAACAACGACGUGUUUUUUAACCUGUACCCAUUACGGUGA
Messenger RNA from Cyanistes caeruleus (blue tit), 1197 nucleotides. It is a transcript of the gene GCM1, whose product is annotated as GCM transcription factor 1. Gene Ontology annotation, cellular component: nucleus. NCBI's taxonomy places the organism in Eukaryota, Metazoa, Chordata, Aves, Passeriformes, Paridae. Gene Ontology annotation, molecular function: DNA-binding transcription activator activity, RNA polymerase II-specific; RNA polymerase II cis-regulatory region sequence-specific DNA binding. Gene Ontology annotation, biological process: regulation of transcription by RNA polymerase II; gliogenesis. The record is from RefSeq and is a predicted model, not a curated record.